This is a messenger RNA of Volvox carteri f. nagariensis, 228 nucleotides long. RefSeq lists its product as uncharacterized. The transcript has a single exon. Bases 1 to 228 code for a protein of 75 amino acids. The record is from RefSeq and is a predicted model, not a curated record. Lineage: Eukaryota; Viridiplantae; Chlorophyta; Chlorophyceae; Chlamydomonadales; Volvocaceae.
AUGAGAAUUAGGGCAGGCACGUCAAUUAGGGCAGGCACGUCAAUUAGGGCAGGCACGUCAAUUAGGGCAGGCACGUCAAUUAGGGCAGGCACGUCAAUUAGGGCAGGCACGUCAAUUAGGGCAGGCACGUCAAUUAGGGCAGGCACGUCAAUUAGGGCAGGCACGUCAAUGACGGAGGCGAAACAUACACACACCCCUCCCCAAACCAGCCCCAGCCACCCUCCAUAG